Messenger RNA from Closterium sp. NIES-65, 323 nucleotides. Lineage: Eukaryota; Viridiplantae; Streptophyta; Zygnematophyceae; Desmidiales; Closteriaceae. The record is from the annotation of a GenBank genome assembly.
CCGUGUGCAAGCCUGGCUGCUCUGCCAAUGCCCAGUGCAUGGCGGUGAAAGGGAAGCCGGCGUGUCAGUGCAACACGGGGUUCAAGUCAGUCAACAACAAGUGCACUCCCGUGUGCAAGCCUGGCUGCUCUGCCAAUGCCCAGUGCAUGGCGGUGAAAGGGAAGCCGGCGUGUCAGUGCAAACGGGGUUCAAGUCAGUCAACAACAAGUGCACUCCCGUGUGCAAGCCUGGCUGCUCUGCCAAUGCCCAGUGCAUGGCGGUUAAGGGCAAGCCGGCGUGUCAGUGCAGCACGGGGUUCCAGCUGGUCAACAACAAGUGCACUC